Messenger RNA from Cajanus cajan (pigeon pea), 720 nucleotides. RefSeq lists its product as uncharacterized. Lineage: Eukaryota; Viridiplantae; Streptophyta; Magnoliopsida; Fabales; Fabaceae. The record is from RefSeq and is a predicted model, not a curated record.
CUGUCACAUCCCCUCGCACUUAUCUUAUACAAACUAUUGCACCACAUUCUUCUUUCCUUUGGUGACUGAAAAUUGCACUACAUAUAUAAAAGGCUUAGGUUAUGUACAUGAUACUCUCGCAGCCUCUCUCACGUUAUGUUGUGGAAUUAACCCUUUCCAAAAUCCAUGGCUUCUGCUCGCAUAUCUGAUUGUGUCAAAGAUUCACGUCUUCCCCUUAGGCCAACGUUCGUGAACCUCUAUAAGUGGCCAGAAUCUGAUGUAGAAUUUGUGAAGACUGUGAACUCUAACAGUCCUAGAGGAAUUGAUAGCUUCUCGUGUAGGCAAAUGUACUUGAGGAGCUACAAAUUCUCUAGGAAGAAAGUUGGUGUCACUCAGAAGACCCUCAAGUGUUUCAACAAACUUAAGGAGAGUGUGGUUUGUGCUACCAAUAGAUUAAAUUUUAAGGGUAAGUGUAAGGUUCUAGGAAGGGCCAAGGAUGUUACUUUUGCUGCCUUCUCAAUCUUUCAGACCCUUCUACCAUGCUCUGCCAAGGUCGAUGUGCUUCAUCGUGAUUUCUAAUCUCAUGGUUUUUAUAUAUGUUCUGCUAUGUAACGUGUGUUAUGAAAAGUUAGAGAAAUGGGUUAUGAAAAUUUCGACCACAAUUAUUGCAGCAAUUGUUUUCAGCGGCAGAUUAAUAUUAAAGCUGUUAUUAUGCGUGAGACUUGAAUAAAAAUGACUAUA